CUCUCUCUCUCUCUACUAUAGGUAGUGAUGUGUGGCAGCAGACUGAGAGGUCUCUGUUCAGUAAAGCGUUGACGACCCACGGCAAAGACUUCUCUCUCAUCCAACAAAUGGUGCAGACUAAGUGUGUGUCUCAGUGUGUGGAGUUCUACUAUUCUCUCCAGGAAACUUCCUGACAAACAGAGGGAGCAGAGGGAGCAGGAACAGAUGAGUGUGGUGUCCCUCCUAAACCGAUGGAACAGGUGGUACCAGCCCCGUCGUUGGCUACCAACUUCCCCUGUAAGCAGUGUGGAAAGAUGUUCUAUAAGAUAAAGAGUCGUAACGCCCAUAUGAAGAUCCAUAGGCAGCAGCAGGAUGACUGGAGACACCCCCCAGGCCUCGUCAUCAACCUAGCCCAGAACGUCACCCCCAACCUGGGAACCAAUCUACCCCAGCUCCAGGCUUCAGGUCGGGCCUACCUCCCAGGCCCCAUCAACAACAACAACAGCAACCACCACACUGGUGGCGCUCACACCAUCAUCAUCAACAACAACACCAACAACAACAUCAGUGAUCCAAACAUUCCAAACACCAAUACCAUGACCAAUAGCAACAGUGUCAGUGUCAUCGACUCCACCCCUAAUCAGAGAGGACACGCCCCCCUCCUCUCUGUCCAGCAAUCGUGGGACUUGUUUCAGUUGAACUCUAAUCCUGCUGCAGGGUUUCUACUAUGACCCGGAAGUGAAAGGAGCCAUGGGGGUCACGGUGGGAGGGGUGAAAGGUCAAGUCCUCUGGCAGUAGAGUUCUGGAAUCAGAAUGAAUAGAACUGACAUGUAUAGGACUACAUUCACAUUUUGAAAAGCAUUUAAAAUAUAUAAAUAUAGUGAGAAAUCUGUAAAUGAUGUUUAAUAUUUAAAUGUUUUGAAUUUCAAUUUUUAUUAAAAAUGGAUUUUUGUGUCUC
This is a messenger RNA of Oncorhynchus kisutch (coho salmon), 937 nucleotides long. RefSeq names its product nuclear transcription factor Y subunit gamma-like. Lineage: Eukaryota; Metazoa; Chordata; Actinopteri; Salmoniformes; Salmonidae. Bases 231 to 710 code for a protein of 159 amino acids. The record is from RefSeq and is a predicted model, not a curated record. The transcript has 4 exons.